ACUUUUGUAUUGAAUUUCGUGCUGAGUGCUUGUCCGCACAACGGUUACGCGUAAAUUUUUUCGAAAGUCUUUAAAAUUUGUGCCGAUAAAUGGUUAAAAAAAAAUAAAAUAAAAUUCCAAUUGUGCAAAAAGUGCAAGUAAAAUUAAUAUUUUUUGAAAAAUAGUUUCAUCGUAAAUUUGCAUGGCAAAUUGCAGUUAAAUGUCAAUAAUUAUCAAAUUGGUGAAUGAGUGAGUGAAUUUAUAUGAAUGCGAAUGGGAAGUGAAAUAGUGGAAAGAGAAGAAAAAUAUUAAUAAGAAGAAGCAUAUUGUAGCAACAAAUAUAAAGUGUGAGAUUACGAAGAGAAGAAAUUUAGAUUCAUUUGCAAAAGUGAAUGAAAUUAUAUUCGAGUUAAUUGAACAUGUCAAAAGUGUGAAAAUUUAUCAAAAUUAGUGCAGCAUUAUAAUACCAAUGUCUAAUCCAAAAAUAAAUAAAUUCAAUACCUGAUAAUACAAGUUUGCGUGAAUAUGUCUUUGAAAAUAUUUACAUUUGCACCAAAAUAUAAUAUACCAUGCACAUAUUGAGGUCAUACAUAGCAAAGUGGUGUUGAAAUCAAAGUGUGCGCUAAAGGGGAAAGUAUUUUCGUGCAUGUGUGCGUAUGUAUCUCUGCAAUACCCGCAGUGCAUGUAUCGCUUGUUGACCAGCAAACGAAAAAAACAAAAAUAAAAACAUAAACAGCUGCUGCGCUGGUCAUUAGAGCAGAACACUUGCAAAAGCCCAUAGGGCUCACACCGCUCACUAUUGGAUCGUCCUUGUGCAAGCAUAAUUAAGUAUUACUCGUGCUCCCCGCUGCGGACAGGUGGUGUGGUGUGCCUACCGAAAUAUUAUUUAUUCAUUUAUUUCAGUUGUGUGAUAACAGGCGUGCAUAAUUAACGAUUUCUCGUUAAAAAUACAUACAAAAUUUGAAAGUGAAAUUUUAAUUCACACAAAGUGUCAUAUAUUGAAAGUAGAAAUUUCUUUCAACACACAGUGUAUAGUGAAGAAGCGGUGUACCAGCCCUUACAAAUACAAAAUGAAAGUAAUAAAUAAAACUAAAUAAAUUACCUAAGCGUUUAUACUAUUAAGUAUAACGGUAAUUUGUGUAUACAAUCAUACAAGAAAAAAGCGUAAACGAAAACGCGAAAAAAUAAUCAUUCCAAGAUACAAAAAUAUACAACAAAACAAUUAGAAUUGAGGUGGAUCAGUGAGCUAAUGGCAGAGUGCCUGCAGUGCUAAAGUCAAAAGCGAAAAAGCGUGAAUAUCCAAAGAGCAUAGCAGCAGUGGAAAACAAACAGUGUGAGUAGCAGAAUCAGGCAGUCACCACAAUUGCAACAUUUUUUAGGUGUGUGUGCUCCACUCACCUACUUUCGCGCGUGUUGCUGCUUUUGUCCAUAGUAGUAGUAGUUGUGGUGGUGCCUCCCCCAACACCCAACAUUGAAUUGCUGCUAUCAACCCAAUAGCUACAGCAGCGUUGUUGUCGCGUGUUUCGUGGCUCUCCUCUUUGCCAAUCGUCACAUUUAUGAGUUCGGCUCUCGCGUUACGUAUCGUUAACUCUCGCUACUAUCGGUAUAUCGUCUUCUUCUUCGGUAUCAAAGUAAACCAACAGAAAAAAAUAUUUAAUUAAAUCAAAUAAAGUGAAGCUAAAUCGUUUGUGCUAGUCAACCGCGUUUUUCAUUGUAAAUAAUAAAUAAAUAAAUUUUCUGAGCAAUUAACACGAGCAUUGAGUUGCUUUGAAAUUAAUCAUAAACGUUGCCAAUUCAUUGAAAUAUUCAAAAUAUUGCUUGCUUCGUGCGCUGAAGCUCGGCGUGCAUGUGUGUAUGUGUGAAAAAGUGCGAGAAAUAUUGUCGUCUUUUAAUGCUCUGCAAUCGAAAAUUUUUUAUUGAUCGCCGUUAACAAAGAUGUGUGUGCGUGUAUUUAUAGUCAGUUAGUGCGUUCAUUUGGUAAAAUCGUGUAAAUCUCCUACCGCUUUGUUAGCGUUGUGUCGAGCAUCAACACGCAGCAGCAGUUCAUUUGCGAUGCCAUUGUUGUUGGAAUAUGAAGCGCUUGACUUUUGAUUCACAACAAUUAUUGCAUAAACAGAAAACAUUGUGUGUUGUAGUCUCUCAUACUCAAGUGUAAUUUGUGCAUUUAGAAUGGCUGCCGCUAGUGCUGGCCAACAAUUGCACCAGCAGCAGCAACAACAACAGCAACAGCUGAAUCAUCAGCAGCAACAACAACAACACGAUAUAAAUGUAAUUGGAUUGCGACAAUCCUUUCAGCAAUCAAUGAAACAACAACAACAACCGCAGCAGCAACAGCAACAGCAUGCACUGACAUUGCAGCAACAGACGGUGCUGCAGUUGCCACAACAACAACAGCAACAACCGAUGCAACAGCACAUACAAUUGCAAUUGCAACACUUAAAUAAUGGGCAACAGCAAAUGCUGCAGCACCAACAGCAGCAGCAACAACUGCAAUUACAGCAGCAUGCACAUCAACAGCAGCAGCAGCAGCAACAAUUGCGUGCUGCGAAAUUUACCACGCGUGUCGCUUCCAACUCGCCACUGUUCACGCAGCAACACCUGCAGGAGCAACAGCAACAAUUGCAGCAGCAGCAGCAGCAACAAUUGCGUGCUGCGAAAUUUACCACGCGUGUCGCUUCCAACUCGCCACUGUUCACGCAGCAACACCUGCAGGAGCAACAGCAACAAUUGCAGCAGCAGCAGCAGCAACAGCAACAACACCAACAACAUUUACAGCCGUCGCGGCAGCAGCAACAACAAAAUCAGCAACACGCGCUGUCGCAAACGAUGACCAGUGGUUUGGUUAACGGUGGUGGCACUGUAUUUGCUGCAAGCAAUGCUGCAACACGCAGUCAGCCAAUGAAUAUUUAUCAGCAAACACAACAAAAUAAUGCGGCAAUGCAGCAGCAGCAGCAACAGCAACAGCAACCGCAACAACGCUUGCAACAACACCAAACCCAACAGCACUCACUAAAAAUGAAUAAUAAUGUUGUGGCAGCGCCACCUACAAUUGCUUCACGUCAACAUAUUACCAUAAGCAACACCCCUACCACUCAUAAUGUGAGUGUUGGUGCUGCAUCUGCUGCCACUACGGCCACAACUACAAACUCCACCGUAGGGCAGCCAAGUGCUGUCAGCGCUACUAAUGCUAAUUUGGCACCGGGUUGGCGUAGACAGGCCAACAACGAUGAAAUCAUUUAUAUAAGCCCAACCGGUGCAACGUUGCGUACACAGUACGAAAUAAAGGAUUAUUUAUUGUCACCGGGUACCUGUAAGUGUGGUCUACCAUGUCCAUUGCGGCCGGAGUAUUUCUUCGAUUUCAAUGCUCAGGUUCCUAAUAUGCCACUGAAAAUGCCAACGCACGACGAAAACAGCUGCAUCGCGACUACCGCCACAAACACGAACGCCAACACACCCGCCUCAACGACGAAUACAUUUCGUUCGACGCCAACAUCUGUUGCUACAAGCUCAGCGUUGACGGCGUCCCUCUCGCCGUUCUCCUUCCCAUCAACAGCCUCGCAGUCCUCACAAUCGUCCUCGUUGUCGACGUCUGCUUCGUCAGCGUUGGGGUCGUUGUCAUCAUCCUUGGAAUGUUUGCAUCAGCAACGUUUUCUCGAAUCGCGGCAAUUACAUGCACAACCGUUGGAUGUGUCCUCGGCGCAAACAAAAGACAUUAAACUUGGCAAAAUGGCCAACACUGGCAUCGCAGCGUCGUCUCCAAUGCCCGCAGCUGCCAAUAUGAGUGCAACAAAAGCAGGCAACACGAAUGUACAACAACAAGCUAGUCAAAACCCUAAUAAAAUGAUGCCGCCUGCACAGGUGCAUUAUCAGCAGCAACAACAGCAACAGCAAAAUGUGAUAAAGAAUGUGACAAACAAUGCAGACAUCAAAAUAAAACAGCAACAGCAACAAACGCCCAAUUCACUUAACGCAGACAACAAAAUGUGGCGCAAAGAUGCUGAACGUGUGCCACCAUUGCCGCAAGCUGCUACUACAACAACAAAUGCGAUAACCACGAUUGCUGGCGAAGAAAACAAUGUGGCAACGCCCACUUGGACGACCGCAAGCGGCGGCAGUGGCAUGAGCCAUCAACAAAACACAACGCGCUACAUAAAGCGCUCCCCCGCCUCGCCGGUGAAGAAACAGCAGCCGAAUUUCAAAGAUGAUCCCACAGGAUACCUGCAGCAGCAGACAGCGCUGCUACACAGCUCAAUGAUGAAUGUUGCCAUGGACGAAGACGACGAGGAAGACGAGGAAGAAGAAGAAGACGACGAGCUCGAAGAUGCCGACGCAUGUGCUGAGGAUGACACAGAAAUGGCGGAUGAUGGGGAUGAUGCAGAAGACACUGAUGGCUAUGAAAGUGUGUCUGAGGAAGAUAACCAGAUUAAGCUGAGGCAUGUGGCAAGUGGCAACAACAGCAUUGCCAACGGCAACGUCAAUAUAACAAUACAACAAAGCGUCCAGCAAGAAACGACAGGCACUUCAAUUGCUGAUAAGAAACCACAAGGCACUUAUACCAAGAAAGUUUAUGUGCAGAAUGGUGUGGCACACUAUCAGACACAAAUACAGCAGCAGCAGCAGCAGCAGCAUCAGCAGCAGGAGACCACGUUUUACCGACCACAACAACAGCAAGCGCAACAACAGCAGCUACAACAACGUAAAACUCAACAAAUCGGCGCUCAACCACAGCAAAUUAUUGUCACUGCUAAUCAAGUACACGUUCAGCAGCAACAGCAGCAGGCGCAACUACAACAACAACAGCAAAACCAACAGCUAAAGCAAAUGAAUCUGGUUUCCAUCAACGGUCAACUGAUGGUGCCCACCUCAAUGGCUGCUGACGGGGGCACAAACUUCACGCUCACUUUGAAGCCUCAACAACACCCACAGCAACAGCUGCAACUACAACAACAGCAGCAGCAACAACCACAACAAAUACAACUCAUGCAGCAGCAAAACAUGGUUUUCAGGCAACAGCAAACGCAAUCACAGCAGCAAUCGCAGAAGCCAACCGCUCAAGAAUCGCCGGUCUCCUCAAGCACCGCCUUUGCGCGCUCCACACCCGAAUCGCAGCGUCAUACACCAAGGCCAGAGCAGGUCGGUGCCAUAUCAACAAGCAAUGAGAGUCCAUUGCCAUGUCCAUCUCCAGCCGAUUCUGUCGAGUCGGGCAGCUCACGCGCCUCUUCCUCCAAAAUGACCGCCUCGCCAUCGCCAAUGCAACAGCAGCAACAACAAAAACAAUUGCAACAACAACAACACACGUCGCAUGCCAACUCCAAUCAGAUGAUCCAAAUGCGUGUACAACAACAACAGCCACAGCAACAACAACACACACAGCAGAUACGCAUUAUACGUCAGACACCACAACAACAGCAUCAGCAACAGCAGCCACAACGCAUAGCGCUUGCGCGCAAUACGUUGACAUCCAUUGCCGCUAGCCGUGCCAUUACAACAACAACCGCCACUACAACUACAGCCGCAACAACAACAGCUGUCACAGUUAGCGCCAGUCAACAGCAUUCAGAGACGCUUGCACCGCCGCCACAACCGCAAAAGUUGCAGACCACAGUACAGAAAUCCAACAACACAAUUCCACUACAACUGCCCACAAGUCAAAUCAUCAUGACCUCCACGGGACAAUUGAUUGUUAUGCCGACAAAUGGCAAGCCCACUGCGCAAUUGCAGCAGCAACAAGCGCAAGGCCAGCAGCAACUGCUGAUCACCACAGCUGCCAAUAACAAUGUCGCAGGCAGUGGCGCUGGACAAACGACAACCGGCAACGUUAUCAUCCAACAUCAGCACCACCCACAGAACCAGCUGGAAGUACUUGGCGGUCACCAGCAGCUGACCACCGCGAAUGGCAGCAUCAUACUGCAAAAUGGACAACAGCAUCAACAUCAAGGUGGCUAUAUUGUAGGUCAAGCCACCACCGCCGGCGCCACAACGACCACUGCACAACUACAGCCCGCCACAGUUAUUUUAAAUUCAACUGGUCAGAAUAUACUAACCACAAGUAAUGGCACAAAGGUGGCGUUGGCGACAACUGCCAACACUGGCAAUAUCAUACAUGCUGGCGGUCAGCAACUAAUUGCCGGCAAUCAACUGCUGACCACCACACAGAACGGCGCUACGGCUACAACCGGUCUAUUGCACGGCCAACAAGCGGUCGUCUUGAAUACGCUGCCCAACGGUGGUUACGUUAUACAACAGCAGCAGCAGCCUGCUCAGCAGCAAUUUGCCACGCUAGAUGGUCAGGUGGUAAGUCAGAUUGUUCAACAGGCCGAUGGAACUACAGCCUACGUACAACAAACCCAACAGAGCCCACAGACGCAGCAGCAAACGCAGACACAACGCAUUAUCAUCACAUCGCCGGAUGUGAAGAGACGUGCGAAGAAACGUAAGAACUCCACUGGCAGCGUCUCGCCUGCCAACACGCCCACCACCAGUCUUUCGCCACAAAUUUCGCCAACUAUACCCAACCAAACAGCCAUUAUACAGCAGCAAGCCGCUGCUGCUGCCGCCGCUGCAGCUGUUGCCGUACAACAACAGCAGCCACAACCACCACCACCGCCACAGCCGCAAGUUGUACAAAUCGCUUCGGCUGCACCACAGUAUCAGCAACAAUUCCAACUUAGCCCUGGCAUACAGGGCAUUGUGGUCAAUAAGCCAGCUACCGCUACAGCGACACAACCACAACAAAUCAUCUUACAGAAUGGCCAAAUCAUACAGCCAAUGAAUCUCAUUGGGCAGCAAUUAAUUGUGCCCACCGGUCUGGUGAUGGCACCCGACACCACAUUGCUGCAAAUACAGAAUGUGGGCGCUUGCGGGCCGAGCAUACUCACCACCACACCGCAGGGCACAACAAUGAUGUUGCGCACACCCUCACCCCAAAAUAAGCAGUUCAUUUCGCCCACGGCCACCGGACAGCAAUUCAUUGUCGGCAGCAAUGGGCAAUUGAGUCCGAUCGGACAAAUUUAUUCGACACCAAUGGGUUUGGUUAUGCCGACGGCACAACAGCAAGCCGGCACAGCCACGUACGUGCAACAGAAUGCGACCAUACAAGUGCAGCAACAUCCACAAGCACAACAGCAGCAGCAACAACAGUCACAGCCGCAGGUGCAAGUACAGCAGCACGUGGCAGCACAACAGCAGCAACAACACCAUCAUCAUGUAGCUAUUCAACCGGCCACGGCCGCAAUGCAGCAGCAACAACAACAGCAACACUCAAAUCAACAACAACAACAUAUAACCAUGCUGAGCUCUGAGCACAUCGUUAUGGAAUCAGCCACGUCGUCUUCGUCAGCAACCACGUCAUCGUUGUCUUCGUCAAGUCGCGGUGGUCAGCGUUCGGCGGCAGCCAGUCCACCGGACACCACCACCCAUAGCCCACGUAGCCCAGAGCGCCCGCCCAGUCAUCGGAGUGGUGGCAGCGAUAUGGUACAAUGUGUAUCCAGCUCAGAACCGGAUGGUGCCGCCUCGCCACAGAGUGCUGACAGUCGGCAGUCUCCAUCGACCACGGACGCCGAGAAAGGACUUGUUAUGUCAAGCGCAUAUCAAACCACAAGCAUAUACAAGCCGUCAGAAGCGAAAAUACGACGCGUACAGACACCGCCGCAGAGCGUGGGCGCAGGUGGCGGUGUUAUGAAUGCCGGCGGUGGAGCUGGAGCCGGUGGCGUGGGCUUUACCAUCACCUCAGCCGCAACAUCUACAGCUUUGGCCACUACACUUCAGCUACAGCAGCAACAACAACAACAGCAGCACCAUCAACGUCAGCACCAACAGCAGCAGCUGCAGCAACAUCAUUCUCUCCACCAGGACAUUGUAAUGAAGCCCGAUUCGCACGAGUCACCAAGAAACUCGCCAACAACCACAACCAAAACCACACCACCACCACCAGCCACACUUACAACCAACAACCUAGGCAACCGUAAAUCGCCACAAAAGUCGCCAAACAAACUGUUACGCGCUCGUGCCACACGCACCACACGCACCACGGCCACCAACAUCGCAGAAUUGGCUGCUGACAGCACCGCGGUGCCGGCAACAACACACAUCACAACAACAGCAGGGGCAACGGUGGCAACAGCAACACUCACGUUUGCAAUUGGUGAAUUGAUUUGGGGUCCAUCGCGCGGUUAUCCCGCCUGGCCGGGCAAGGUGGUGAAUGUGGAAACGGAUGAGCCAUCACAAACCGCUAAUGGUGAACCAGCUGUUUGGGUGCAAUGGUUCAGUGGUGGUGGUCGUAUCAUAACCGAAUUGAUAGCGAUCACUUCGUUACACAGUCUGUCUGAUGGUCUGGAGGCGCAUCACAAAGCGCAAAAGGAUACUAGAAAGAGCCGAAAAUUGAAUUCACAACUCGAGCGUGCCAUUCAAGAAGCAAUGACCGAAUUGGAUCGUAUUUCAGCUACUUCGACAACAACAACAUUUGUGAACGCAACAGCCGCCAAUAAGCAAUUGCAGCAGGCAACCGCCUCGUCGACCACAAGCACAACGCUCAACAACAACGCGAACAGUCCAAAUCGCAAUAAGCGCCACAGCAACACCAUGCAGCGUCUACACAAUAACAACAAUAACCACAAUAGCAGCACUGGCAGCGCUGCGGCAGCCACAGCCAACGGUGGUUAUGCAAUUGUGCCAACAUCUGGUGGACCCACACACGCCAUAUCCACCACCACCAGCGCGCAGAACAGCUUCGGCGCACCACCACCAACAACAGCAACAGCACCACGCAACAAACCAAUACGCAUAGCGCCAGCACCGGCACCCACCGGCACUUCACCCAACAAAGCAACAGCCGGCACUGCAGUGGCGCUCAACCACGCGCAGGCGCAGUCGGCACAACAAGCCACCACGCAACAGCUCUCGGCGCUGGGCAAAUGACACGGGGAGUCGUGCGCACAAGUCUCCUGGUCCAUGCAAACCUACACGCUUGUCAUACACAACAAAUAGCUGAUGGGCGGCGCCGUUAAAGAUGCGGAGCAAUGAGUGGUAAACGCCGGCGAAGAAGCUUGAGCCCAGCAGUGACGGUUUUAAAGGAAUUGAGCAACGCAUUAUGGCACACAUACAUGUAUGUAUGUAUGUAUGUGGCGUUUACGCAUGAAUGCGUAUAAAAAUAAUCAUAAAGAAUAUGAAAUAUGAAAAAUAAAAUAUAUUUAUAUGUAUUUCAUAAACAUUCAAGUUGUUUGUUACGGCUUAAAAAAUAAUGUAUGUAUUUAGUACA
This is a messenger RNA of Bactrocera latifrons, 9235 nucleotides long. Its product is annotated as polyhomeotic-proximal chromatin protein. Gene Ontology annotation, cellular component: chromocenter; nucleus. Gene Ontology annotation, molecular function: DNA binding; chromatin binding. The transcript has 9 exons. The coding region runs from base 2149 to 8895 and encodes 2248 amino acids. Lineage: Eukaryota; Metazoa; Arthropoda; Insecta; Diptera; Tephritidae. The record is from RefSeq and is a predicted model, not a curated record.